Messenger RNA from Aspergillus piperis CBS 112811, 1842 nucleotides. Its product is annotated as putative MFS transporter. Gene Ontology annotation, biological process: transmembrane transport. The transcript has 7 exons. The record is from RefSeq and is a predicted model, not a curated record. Gene Ontology annotation, cellular component: membrane. The coding region runs from base 88 to 1623 and encodes 511 amino acids. Lineage: Eukaryota; Fungi; Ascomycota; Eurotiomycetes; Eurotiales; Aspergillaceae. Gene Ontology annotation, molecular function: transmembrane transporter activity.
UUCUUCUUCUCACGUUGUCGUUGUCAUUGUCAUUGUUCCUUCUCUUCUGCCUCAUAGAAGGCCAGUGUCAGACCAUCGGAGACAAUCAUGUCCCCCAGAACUUCUCAUGAUGUCGAACGGGACUUCGACAAGAGCCAUGUCGACAACGUCGAGAUCGUGACCGAUGGAGUCGCCAAUGCCGAUAAACCAAACCCCAAGAAAGAGGCCCCGGCCUAUGUGGCCAGUCUCUCCCCCGAGGAGCGCGAGAGAGCCGAGAAGGCCCUGGUCCGCAAGAUUGACCUGCGUCUUCUGCCCAUGAUCAUCAUCAUGUACAUCCUUAACUAUCUGGACCGGAAUAACAUCGCUGCUGCCAAACUCGCUGGUCUCGUCACCGAUUUGAACUUGCAGGGCGUGGAAUACCAGACCUGUGUCAGUAUCCUGUUCGUGGGUUAUCUGUUGAUGCAAAUUCCCUCCAAUUUGCUCCUGAACAAGUUCGGAAAGCCGGCCCUCUACCUUCCGGGUGCUAUGAUGCUAUGGGGUAUUAUCUCUACGUGCACGGCGGGAGCUCAGAACUAUGCCGGCUUGGUUGUAGUUCGCUUCUUCCUCGGUUUUGUUGAAGCUGCUUACUUCCCUGGCUGUCUUUACUUCCUUAGUGCCUGGUACACGCGCAAGGAACUCGGCUUCCGCACGGCAGCCCUCUACUCGGGUUCCCUGAUUUCAGGUGCUUUCUCUGGACUUAUUGCCGCUGGUAUCACCGAGAACAUGGACUACAAGAUGGGUCUUCGUGCUUGGCGCUGGCUUUUCAUUAUCGAGGGUGCAAUCACCAUCGUUGUUGCCGCCAUCUCCAUUUUCAUUCUGCCCAACUUCCCCAGAACCACCAGUUGGCUCAGCGAAGAAGAGAAGCAGCUGGCCGCUUGGCGGCUGGAAGAAGACAUCGGUGAGGACGACUGGGUGGAUAGUGAACAGCAAACCUUCCUCCACGGUGUGCAAUUGGCCUUUACCGAUAUCAAGACCUGGAUUCUUAUGCUGCUCAUCUUGUGCAUUGUCUCUUCCGCCUCCGUCACAAACUUCUUCCCCACCGUCGUCAAGACCCUCAACUACGGCAACAUCGAGACGCUUCUGCUCACCGCUCCCCCAUACGUUCUGGCUGUCAUCUGUGCCUUUGCUAAUGCCUGGCAUGCCGAUCGCACUGGCGAGCGUUACUUCCACAUCACCCUACCCCUAUACAUCUCCGUAGUGGCUUUCAUCCUCGCUGCCACCACCACCAGCAUCGCUCCCCGUUAUGUCUCUAUGAUGCUGAUGGUCCCAUCCCUGUACACCGGCUACGUGGUAGCCCUGGGCUGGAUCUCAAGCACUCUCCCCCGUCCGGCCUCGAAGCGUGCUGCAGCUCUGGCAGGUAUCAACUGCGUCAGUAAUGCCAGUAGUAUCUAUGCCAGUUACAUGUACCCGGACAGUGAUGCACCGCGAUUCGUCACUGCUAUGACCGUCAACUGUGUCACCGCCUUCGUAGCCAUCCUGUCCGCAACUGCCCUCCGCUUCAUCCUCGUCCGGCUGAACAAGAAGCUCGAUCGGGGCGAGGGCCUGGGCGAUGGCGGAGGUGUCCCUGGACAGGCCAGCUCCAGGGGCUUCCGUUUCUUGGUUUAGAAUUAGGAUUGUUUUGUUACGACAUCGGAUUGUUAUGGGUUGAUUUAAAUACCCCGAGCGGGUUAUGGUUAUGGUUAUGGUUUUGGUAGUAUAUUUUGGACACAGGCAUUCUUAUAUGAUUUUGGGGUCAUCUAGUUGGCUGGCUAGUAUCAUGACGAGUAUGCACGAUGCACGAUGCAUGAUGCAUUAUGAUGUGUUAUUUUACCUAUCUAUUAUUGG